This is a messenger RNA of Telopea speciosissima, 2165 nucleotides long. RefSeq names its product TOM1-like protein 3. The record is from RefSeq and is a predicted model, not a curated record. The coding region runs from base 345 to 1898 and encodes 517 amino acids. The transcript is spliced from 10 exons. Gene Ontology annotation, biological process: protein transport to vacuole involved in ubiquitin-dependent protein catabolic process via the multivesicular body sorting pathway. Lineage: Eukaryota; Viridiplantae; Streptophyta; Magnoliopsida; Proteales; Proteaceae. Gene Ontology annotation, molecular function: ubiquitin binding; phosphatidylinositol binding.
GUCCAAAGGGACGGUUCGAAGUGGAGAAGAAAAUAAAACGAAGGAAAGGGACGAGAGGCCUAAGCGAACAAGCAAAGAAUCAAAAGUCAAUUUGGGGAAUUGCGAUUCGUGAUUACGUUGUUUCCUCUGUUUUUAAGGUUUAGGGAGUUUUCUUCCUUUUCAGUUUGACGCAGCUUACUUUCUCGUCUACCAAAUAGAAUACACACAUACAUCCAACCAGAAAAAGCAUAAUCAACUACCUUCAAACCCUUUAUCAACUUUUCCCUCUUUCUUUCUCUCUCUCCAAGGUACAAUUCAUCGGCAGGGGGCAUCAGUAGCUGGCCAGAGUCGGAGAGGGAGCAAGCAUGGCUAAUAAUGCUGCAGCAUAUGUUGAAAGGGCGACCAGUGAUAUGCUGAUUGGUCCAGACUGGGCAUUAAACAUAGAGUUAUGCGACAUUAUUAACAUGGAUCCUGGGCAAGCAAAGGAUGCCCUGAAGCUGCUUAAGAAACGGUUGGGGAGUAAAAAUCCCAAAAUACAACUUCUUGCAUUAUUUGUGCUAGAGACACUCAGCAAAAACUGUGGGGAGAAUCUAUUUCAACAGAUCAUUGAGCGUGAUAUAUUACAUGAAAUGGUCAAGAUAGUGAAAAAGAAGCCCGACUUAAAUGUGAGAGAAAAGAUAUUAAUUCUGAUAGAUACGUGGCAAGAAGCUUUUGGGGGACCUGGAGGGAGAUAUCCUCAGUACUAUGCUGCAUACCAUGAACUGAGGUCGGCUGGAGUAGAAUUCCCACCCCGAGCAGAGAACAGUGUACCCUUGUUUACUCCACCCCAAACUCAGGCAAUAGUUCAUUCUGCUCCAAUGUAUGAUUCUGCUCCAACGUAUGAUGAUGCAGCUGUUGAGGCUUCUCUUCAAUCUGAUGCAUCUGGUCUCAGUUUGCCCGAGAUUCAAAAUGCUCGUGGACUAGCAGAUGUUUUAAUGGAUAUGCUUAACGCAUUGGAUCCAAAAAGUCCUGAGGGUGUAAAGCAAGAUCUGAUAGUUGACUUUGUUGACCAGUGCAAGUCUUAUCAGAAGCGUGUGAUGAUUCUUGUUAACAGUACAACAGAUGAAGAGCUUCUAUGUCAGGGGUUGGCAUUGAAUGAUGAACUACAGCGUGUGCUUUGCCGGCAUGAUGACAUAGUGAAAGGAACCCUUAAUGUGGGUGGUGGAGAGACAGAAACCUCAUUUGCACCUCUUGUGAAUGUCAGCCAUGAGGAUGAUGAAUCAGAAGAUGAUUUUGCCCAACUAGCUCACAGAUCUUCAAGGGACACUGCACAAGGGCAGUCUAGGAAACCUAGCAAUGGUAAAAACGAGCAGCAUGUUAGCCCACUCCUUCCUCCACCCCCUUCGUCAAAAUGGCCAGUUAGUACAGAUGCUGGCAUGGUUGAUUAUCUCAGUGGUGAUGUCUCCGAGCCAAAGCCUUCUGCAGUUCCUUUUCAUUUGGGCAACACACAGACAAGCUCCCUAUCUCCUCCCUUGCAUGCAAAGGACUCAACCUCGUCUUCCAAGUUACCUGGACCGCCCAAAUAUGAUGAACCUCUGCAAACUUCCAAAUCUACUGAGAAACUACCACCAGCCCCUUGGGAUGUCCAGUCUCCAACCCCGCUGCCGCCCCCACCUUCUAAAUAUAAUCAGAGACAGCAGUUCUUCGAACAACAGCACGCUGUGCCAGCUGGUGCUUCACAUAAUGGUAGUGGAUCAGGAUUUUCACAUGAUGGGUUAGUCGGACGGACACAGAGUCUUUCCCUUAAUCAUGGGAAGACAAACUCUCAGGACUCGACCACCUCAACAAAACCAGAGGAUGCACUCUUCAAAGAGUUGGUCGACUUUGCAAAGUCCAAGACCUCAUCUUCAUCUAAACCCGGUAGUAAUAGGUCAUAUUGAACUUUAGUUAGGGGCUCUGGAUUACUCAUUAGCAUUACCUUGCAUGCAUGCUUAUUGGUUCAUGUGGCUUUCGUUAAAUAAAAGUAGACGAUGGGAGUGGUUGUCUAUGUUAUUUGAUGCAGGUUUUGAUAUGUUUCCAUGGGGGUUAGUUUUUAAAGAUUGGUGAGACUGGGUUGACGAAUAUUUUUGGUUGCCCCAAUGUUGCCAAAGAGAGGUGUAUUCUUCAUUCGAGAUGGCGUGCUUGUAUUAUAGUAUUGUUUUGUUCUU